AUAAAUGAGGUAUUGAAUCGGAGAGCUGGUGACUUGCAGAAUUUUUCUACUGAAACUACCAGAGAGCAACUUGAAAAGUAUAAGAAAAAGCGAGUAGUUAGGCAGGGAUUGCUCAAGACUACACAUCGUCAUAUAUUGGAUAUUGCGGCGUUCAUGCUAGAAACUGACAGCAAUGUGCUGGAGGACGGCAUUUUGGAUAAAGAUGAAUAUAUAGAAACAUUCAAUGAUUUUUUCAUGGAAGGUGGGCGACGAGCGGUAUUGAUAUAUUAUCAGCCAAUGGUGCCACCACCGUUUGAUUCUGGGAGAUGGACGCUACAGCUGGCCCAAAAUUCAUCAUUUAUUCGUUGUUGUGUUACCGACGGUUCUACCGAAAAAUUCACUGGAAAAUGUAUAAUUGUUUAUCGUCUGAAUUCUGGAAUGGAAUUUGGAACCAAACAAUUGCUUCAGGAGAUUUAUUAUGCUUACACAGAAACUGAUGAAUUUUUUUUGAGUAAUUUACACGCGGUCAUCGCACUUAUGUUGCGUGUUAAUGUGCCUAAUAUUCAAUGUAAUACCCAUUGGAGUAACGUUAUCAAAAAUGCUGAGAUUGAGUCGAAGAGAAAAGACAAAUUUACGGAAGACCUAGCAGAUUUUUGUAAAUAUUUGGAAAGGAUUGAUGAGGAUCUUCAGAAAACUGUCCAACUAGAACAAUACCCCAGAGUACUACGAGAAUAUUUGUCAGCAGAGGAAAAAAUUAUGAGUUAUACCAUGAAUGACGAUGCUAUACAAGAAUUGGAGAGAUGGUUAAAGAGAACAAUCAAAUCUAUACAAAAAGUACUGGUGGAAAGCCAACAAGUCCAACGCGAGAGUGAAGACUUCGGGCCAAAUUUUGAAUUGAUGUAUUGGCGACAUAUUCUAAUGCAAUUUUCAUUUAUUUCGGAGCAUAUGAAACAUCCUGAAAUAACACGAUUAAUAAGUCUAGUUGUUGUGGUCGAUUCUAAGCUUGGGAACACAUGGAAGAAAUUAGAAGAUGACGUUGUUAACAUGGAAGUAUUAGCACGAGAUAAUAUCAACUAUCUCCACUCACUUGAAAAAUUAACUGAACCCUUGUAUCGACUAAAACCAACAGAAAUUAGUGAUUAUUUACCUGGCUUAAUGUAUGCGAUUCAAAUGAUAUACUCGACGUCGAGAUUUUUCAAUACCAAGCGAAUGUUAACAUCCAUAUUUGUUAAGAUCACCAACCAAAUGAUACUUUCAUGUAAAGCUUACUUGACAGAGAAUGGGAUGCUUGAUAUCUGGCGAGAUUGUAAAAGUAGUCUAAUUUCACGGAUUAAGGAUUGCAUCAAUCUUUACGAGCAGUACUACAAAAUCUGCAAUGCGCAAAUGGCAAAGAAGAUGGAUGAUACGAUUGAAGAACGGUUACAUUUUGAAAUUUCUCCAAUUUCUGUGUUUGGAAAGUUUGAUACUUUUAAACAAAGACUGGAUAAAUUGAUCGACGUCCUCCGGAUGAAUUUGUCACAUUCAAUUUUGCAUAGUUCAACAAUAGAAGGCAUCGAUGUAUUUGCAAACAAAUUUGCGAUGAUUUUCCAUAAAUUGGUAUCCCAGCCUUAUGAUUAUUUAGAUCACAGAAGACUUGAUUUUAAUAACGAUUAUGAAGAAUUCAAGAAAAAUGUACUAGUAGCAGAAGACGAUCUGAGGAACUUCAUUUCAACAGUAUUAGCGCUGGCGACGAAUAUUGAUGAGGCACUCACAAUCGUACUCAGAUUUCAAAAAUUGAAUCUUGAUCGUUUGUGGAUCGAUUCAAAAUAUUUGAAGCUCAUUCCAAUGUAUGAAUCAAAAAUCGAUACAAUUAGAGAUAUUUACAAUGAAGGCAGAUCUUCCCCAGUAAUAGCCAGAAAUAUUCCGACGGUUGUUGAAAGAAUUUUGUGGGUUCAGCAUUUGAGCAGAUGCCUUCAAAAACCUAUGGAAAUUUUUAAACUCCGACGAAAAGUCAUUAUACAUGAUAAAAUGCAGAAAUGCAUAAAAACUUAUAAUGCGAUUCUCAAUGUAUUCACUCACUACGAAAUGAUACACCAUAGAGCCUGGUUCGAUUCUGCAUCAGUCGUUCGCCUAGCUUUAGCAUCGCCGCUGUUACUUAUACAUUCAAAAACUAAUAGAUAUAUUGUGAAUUUUGAUUCAUAUAUAUAUCGAGUAUUCUGUGAAGCCGAAUACAUUUCAAGACUGAAUUUCCAAGUACCAGAAUUUAUUCAGGUGACGACCCUUUCUAAAGACAAAAUCAUCGCAACUUUUGCGAAUAUUCAACAAUUGAUAGAACAGAGUGACGAGGUGCGACAGUCAAUACCAGGCCUAUUCCGAAACUUGAUGAAGCCGUUAUAG
Messenger RNA from Fopius arisanus, 2355 nucleotides. RefSeq names its product dynein heavy chain 5, axonemal. The record is from RefSeq and is a predicted model, not a curated record. Lineage: Eukaryota; Metazoa; Arthropoda; Insecta; Hymenoptera; Braconidae. Gene Ontology annotation, molecular function: dynein intermediate chain binding; dynein light intermediate chain binding; minus-end-directed microtubule motor activity. The transcript is spliced from 11 exons. The coding region runs from base 154 to 2355 and encodes 733 amino acids. Gene Ontology annotation, biological process: microtubule-based movement. Gene Ontology annotation, cellular component: axonemal dynein complex.